AUGAAAAGACCAAGACGGUGUCGCUACGAGUCCGAAGAUGCUGAAGAAAACUCAAAAAUACUGUUGAAGGAGAAGUACGAAAUGCUUAGAUGGACGGACACGGUCGAGAUCAACACGCCCAAUCUUCUGAUUCCGGCUCAGAUUGCCAACUAUGUGGAGUCGCUUCCAUUUUGCAAACUCGCAGUCUCCCCGUCAGUUAAUCGUUUCGCGCUAAUGCAUCACAGUCGUAUUAUGGAUGUGUAUGCUAUCGAUGGUCAGAACAUCAUACAGGAAUGCAGUGUACAAGUACUAGAAGAUGAGUUCGCGCAGUACUGUUUACUGGAAUUCACGGCAUCCGGUUCGUUGCUUCUGUCCACUCGGAGCACUGCUCAGAUUGAUGUGUUCGAUCACCAAGGUGGAUACUGCUAUGAUAUUUCACUGGUUAGUGGUCCACCCAUUUCUUUAAAACUGAAUAUCCAGAAAAUAAUCUCGAUCUACGUAAACCUUUUAUGUCCAAUUUUCACGCGUCUGAGUAGGUUUCAAAGGAUGUGGUCCGUGUCGCUUGAUAUAGGAUUAGCGGGUACAUUUUGUGUUUUGCCACGUUACAAUCUCCUGCUAGUAUCGUCUCAUUAUCGCGUAUCAAACGAUGAGGGUAUGCCGGGCGGGCUGUGCUCUUUCCGAUUAAUGAACUACGAGCCUUUCGUUGAACCCAUACGUUUAACUAUCGAUCAAGGUGGAUGGCUUUCUCGACUUCCAUUCAGUUCUGCUAAUUAUGCUUACCUGGUUUCGAUGACAUUGAACGAGUCGUUGUCAAAAUUGGCAGCAGUUUCUGGCAACGGCGAUUUUUUCCUCUUUGAUAUACCGUCAACGCGAAUUCUAUUCUCCAUCAAGUACAUUUCUGGACCUCGACCUAUUCAAGUCGUUUUCACUGAAGACGAGGAAGUUGCUGUGCUAUUUCAUUCGGGAGAGCUUGUGAGGAGUUCACUUGAUCAACUUAGGGAUUCUAUUCAUUCGCUCCGUAACUGUGAGAAGAGUAUUUUUUGCCCGAAAUUAUUCGUGGAGGAGACCACAUUUUUUCUUAUCCCUUUACAAUGGAAAAAUAUGUUUUUAAAGGAAGGCACGAAUGCAUUGCGGGAGGCUGCUUUGCAAAGGACAUCCUUGGCGUGUCGACUAUGGCUGUACACUCUUUGGCGAUCCUUGAAAAAAGUAACUUUUUCAACUUCGUGUUGUUACAUUCGCCCACACGAACUCUUCAGGAAACAGUUGGUGUAUCUUCCCCGUUUACUUGAUCAGCUUUUAAACGAAGGAGAUUACUCUCGCGCAAAGAGUCUCGCUGAAAGUUACGAUACGAUUGACAUAGACAUUGUACUGAAGAGAGAAUGGAGGGACAUUUGUCAUAGUCAAGCGAUAACCGUCGAGAGUGUGGAUAGCAUCCUACGUCAAAUCAAUGACAAAGAUUGGAUCGUUGAAGCAUGCAUAUCUAGCGAUGCACCAAAUCUUCCUGUACAAAAAGCACUCGUUGAUCUAGGUACUUCAUUCCCAAAUGCUGCUCUGGCGUCACAAGUUCGGCUCCAUCACAAUGCACGUAUAUUGGCGGUGUGUGAAUGCGUGAACGAAUACAUCGAAGUUCGCAACCUCUCGUGCCUCAGUGCAGCCUAUCGUUUUGCUGAAGUACAUUUUCUUUUAGCUUUAGGUUUUUAUGCGUUGACUGUCGACGCAGAGGAUUUUGUGACAUGGGUACGGGAGCGAGUGCGUCUAAUUGAUUCUGAAGCCGGUCUAGCGGAGCACUGUAUUAGCUUGCUGAAUACUUCUAUUCAACGUGGAUAUGAGACAGUUCUGCCGGGGUUAUUGUUCUUGCGUUUACAAGUCCAUAUGAAAAGUAAGGAUUUUCAGCUUCCUGAGGAAGAUAUAGUGCGGAAGUUGCCUGAGAUUCUAUCACUACUGAAAUGGAAGACUCGAGAUUCUUCUACGUCUGCUGACGAUCUGAGGAAAACUGUGCUGUCGUUCCUUUUGGCCACGAGUCAGCAUAAUGUCGAAGUUUUGCAAGCAAUUCGAAACCAUGUUUUCUUGCUGGUGAUUCAAUGCCUCUGUUGUUUGGAACUGACUGGUGACGCCCUCAUGCGCGCAGUUGUUUCUGUUGGAGCUUGUCCGGAUUUGGCAUGUUCAUUGAGCACUCUUCACUCACGAGGAGUGAAGCCGACAUUCAAACAACUAUGGGAGAGCACAAGUGAUGCUGAUGGUGCACGGCGACUCCUAAUUCGGAUGGCGCGAUGUGGUCAAGCUGCAUCUGUUGCCGAGUGGGAGGCGCUCCGGGAUGAGGUUCUUGAUCUUACUUUGAGGUAUUUAGGGAUUACUUAUGGCGGGCUUAUCAGUCCGGACGAAGCCCUCAGCAUCGUCACUCGUGAAGUGCUGUCAGACACUCGAAUUUCUCACGAUAGGAACGUUCUUAAGCUGUUCCUAACUCUUGACGAGAACGAAAAUAGCGGGGACGUAAACAGAAGGCUAAACAUCGAGAGGAGUGCGGAGGUUCUUAUUGCAAAGAGUGAAGAGUUGUUACAAGAAGCCCAAUCUCCCAGUGAUACUGUUCUGAGACAGUCGCGAAGUAUGGCAGAGGCUGCUAAGACUAUCGCACCGAUCAGAGCGAAAAAGCAACUGAAAUUUCUCGACGCUGUCAAUCUUGCUCACGAACUCGGCUCUACCGCCUUACCAGUUGCUAUCAAAUUUGCGGAACCACAUGUUUUCCUGGAGGAGGUUGUUAAGCUAGACGGGAAUUAUAAGCAAGGUAGAAAAUGUGCAGAACUGGCUCUUCUUCUUGGUGUGGAAACUCCGGUAGCAACAGCUCUGUCAUUAUGCGCACUGUCGGCGCUCGUCGCAAAUGAUGAGCGAUAUCUAGGCAAAUAUAUCCAUGAAGUCAUGACGAAGGGGCAUGAUUUGCCAGUGGUUCAUGAGCUGUGUAUUCGUAUCAUGGAAUCACCAUUCGUACCUGCGGUAUGUUCCAGUGGAGAUGCAGCUAUAUCUUUAAGUUAUCGUCUGAAGUCGAUGAGACGUCCUUCCAGAUUUUGCGCGAAUGCUCUGACUUUUCUACCAUGGCGGUUUGUUUGCGCGUUUGCUUUUCUUAAUGUCCUUGUUUUUCCUCGAGUUGUUCCGACUUCGAUUUUUCUUUUUUCUUCUUUGCAGGUGGCAACACUAUUAACAAACAUUAGUGCUCCAUUGGCGUUAUGUGUAGCGAUGUCUGAGGCGGAGUGUAGGAUGUGGACAAAGAAUGACUUUCUCUUGAAGUACGAGCAGGCACUACGUUUUUUUGAACCACAACUUACGGAACGUCUCGUUGAAUCUGUUUCUCCAUCUGUUCUAAUUUCUCAAGCGACUAUGUCAGAUGAAAACAUUACGAUUCUUGAUAGGCUAUCUCACUAUGGUUGCGAUCGCGAGCGAUUUGUUGAGGAUGUUGAUUACCGAAGAGAGACGAUAAUGGGAUUGGCGAUGACUGAUGACGAUGCCGUGUACGCAGAUGCGAUUCGCUUGGCUGCAGAUUUCAAGCUGGAUGAUUGGUCAAUUCACUUUGCUUCGCUUGAAAAUGCCUUAACAUCACUAUCCAUUCCCGAGGCAAAGGCUUUGCUGAAGUCUCGUCGACAUUUGGCUCGAUUGCGUUCUGAUCCAGAAAGAUUGUACCUCCAACUGCGAUCAUCGGUAGCACCUCUGAUGACUACUAACGAACAAUUUAUCGCAUACUUGACGUUGUUUGCUGAUGGAGAGCCCGAGCGAGCCUCGCUUCCAGCAAUAAAACGAAUUCUAGAGAAGAAACGGGAUGUGAAAGCUUUCCGGUUAUUUACGGAUGCAGACUAUUUAUGCAACGUUAUCAUUUCUAUGCCAGACCGAGCGAUCCUUUCUUUAGAAAAGGAAUUGCGUUAUAUCCCGGUGGAAGCUUGUGAAGCAGCUGCACGAAUUCUUUUCGAUGGAAAUGAUUUGCGACCGGCUGCGAAUCCUGCAGUUAUUUUUGCUUUGCUUAGCAAGGACGAGACUAAUUUUAUUGACCUUGUUGCCACUAAAGACGAACUGAUCUAUCUCGAGAAAGCGGUUUUGAUGCUAGAGGCCACGCCAAAUGUUGACAACAAGCUUGUUAGUAUUGUGAGGGGUUAA
Messenger RNA from Angiostrongylus costaricensis, 4116 nucleotides. The record is from the annotation of a GenBank genome assembly. Lineage: Eukaryota; Metazoa; Nematoda; Chromadorea; Rhabditida; Metastrongylidae.